UCGGUAAUACUUGGAUUUCUGCUUCAGGCGUUGAUUUAAGCAUUUGCAGAUAGUGAACACAUAGGAGGACUACUUUGUGUUAACAAAAGAACAAGAUUUAAAGAUAAAUUAUAAGAAGUUUUAUUCUUGUUUGAGUGAACGGAAGUUUGGAGAACGGACUGUUACUACAACUUGAGUUUCGAAACUUCCACAAAACUUUUUGAAAGAUGCUUCCAGGCACAAAGUUUCUGUGGAUUUGGACGAUGAUUCCUUAUAGUUUCAGUCUGGAAUUCAAACACCACAACGCGGAAGAACUGGAAUCGUUUUUACAUCGGAUCAACUCAAACUACUCGUCAAUUACACACUUGUAUAGCAUUGGCAAAUCCGUCGAAGGUGUUGACCUUUGGGUUCUGGCAAUUGGAAAACACCCAGAGAAACAUGUUGUAGGGAUUCCAGAAGUGAAGUACAUUGGUAACAUCCAUGGUAAUGAGAUAGUGGGCAGAGAAAUGUUGCUCCACUUAAUUGACCAUAUGGUUGAAAAGUAUGGAGAAGAUUCUACCAUAACUCAGAUAAUAAACAGUACCCGGAUUCACAUCAUGCCAUCCAUGAAUCCAGAUGGCUAUGCAGAAACUGAAAAUGCAGAAUAUUGCAAACCCUCUCAAGGCAGAAACAACAAAGCAGGCAUUGACCUGAACAGAAACUUCCCCACAUUUCCUGUAAAGAACUCCUCAUCAACAUUGCAACCAGAAACAAAAGCCGUAAUGAACUGGAUUUUGAACGAAACGUUUGUACUGUCCUUAAGUUUGCAUGGAGGAGCUGUUGUAGUCAGCUACCCAUAUGACAGCUUUAUAGGAGGGAUCAGCAGCUGCCCUGACAAUGAUGUCUUCGUUUAUCUUGCAAAGAACUUCUCUUAUAACCAUGCAGGAAUGCACUUCGGAGAUGAAUGUGCAACAACACCAAUUUUUAUCGAUGGAAUUACCAUUGGAGCUGAUUGGUAUUCUUUGGAAGGUGGAAUGCAAGACUUCAACUAUAUUCAGGCACAAUGUUUCGAACUAACUGUGGAGAUGUCGUGUUGUAUGAAUCCACCACCAGACACACUGAAGGACUUCUGGAAUGAGAAUAAGAUUUCCCUGAUUAAUUUCUUCAAGCUUGUCCAUUUAGGUGUGAAAGGACAAGUCCUGGAUGUUCAUAAUCAACCAAUUAAAGAUGCAAUUAUAAAGGUGCACAGCAGGGAAAACCUUAUUCCUUUUAAAACUAAUGAACUUGGAGAAUAUUAUAGGCUUCUGUUGCCUGGAACGUACACCCUGGAGGUCAGCGCAAAGGGAUUUUACCCAAGAACUGUUCAACUGGAAAUUCCCAACAACUUGUCAAAUUUCUCUGCUUUAGUCUAUAACAUUCGAUUGGAUGAUAAAAAUGAGUUUCUAGAGGAGAGAGUUGAUGCUAGUGACAGAGCUAGUACGACAUACAUAAAUGUCAUUUUGUUAAUCUCUUCUAUAUUUUUGUCACUUAAAUUCACAUUCGAUUCUUCAGACAAGGAUGUUUUAAUGUUGUAAUAUGAUUCACAACUAAAUUCAUUUACAAAAAUAACUAUCAGAAUCUCAUAUUCUGCUGAUUAUACAUCUUAACUGGACAAUCAAGAUGACUAAAAUAUUAAUAUUUUAAUGAAGCUUCAACCAAAUUUCACCUAAAUGAUAAAAUGUAUGUAUUUGCAUAACAUUACCACAUAUCUAUCAUGGUGGUUUAAAUGAAAUUCUAUUGAUUACAUGGUUACAGCCAUCUUUCUUUAUCUAUCUUUUGCCAAAAUUAAAGUCAUACAAUGGAAACAACAAAUAUAAAUAACUGAGGCCAAUGCUAUGUUUUACUUGCCUAAUUGUUUUCAAAAUAUUGUAUAGACAUUAAAGACAAAAGGUAACACAGAAACUGGAACGUAGAACAGAAACAAAACACUGAAAGUACCCAAUGGGUGAUCAGGGCCUGAUGUGAAACAUUGACUUAGUAUACCUGUUGCCUUCAUAGAUGCUACUUGAUUCAUUGUGCUCUUCUGUGUUUUUCCUCUCCACAUCUUAUGGCACAUUGGGUGGCAACCUUGCUGUCUCUUAAACACAUCUGUUUCUACCAUGCCGAGAUGCUAGCUCAAUGCUCAAUCCAGCACAGACAGAAAGUAUGUGAGGAGCCAGCCGGGUUCAAACCCAGGACAACUUGCCUCGAAGUCUGGUGCAGGUGCCACUACAUCACCGACCUGCUAUUAAGCUCUUCUAGCAUUCUGUUUUUUGUAUGGGAUUUCCUGUUUAUGAGCAUAUGACUUGCGUACAUUUGCUUUAAUGCUUUUGACUCCUUUGCAUCUAAUUUAAAUUUAUAUCCUGUGAUUUAUAUCCUGUAAGCAGUCAUUACGAAUUUGGUUCCAGUUUUGUAAUUUUUUUAAUCUCAAAAAAUUUAAACUUUUUAGUUUAAUUUAUCAGAAUUAUUUAUUUAAACCUUCAUUAGGUGAUCCUACCUUUCUUCUUUGGAGGAAUAAAGGAGUUCAUUCCUUCACAGAUCUGUUCCAAGAUGGCCGAUUGAUGUCUUUUGAGAAAUUAGUAACUAAAUGCUCUCUCUUGUAUUCACAUUUCCUGCAGUAUCUUCAGGUCAGACACUUACAAAAAUACUUAAGUAAUUUUCCAUAUAUACAGGAUUCUGGCCUGUUAGAUAUUAUUUUUUAAAAUGAAUCCUUUAGUGAAGGGUUUUAUUGGGAAGAUUUAUAAUUUAUUGUUACAACAGCACAAUUACCCUUCACUUAAGAUUAAGCAAGAUUGGGGGAGAGAGAGCUUAACAUGACCCUGAUAACAGAAGAUUGGUUGCGGAUUUUGAAGUUGGUUAACUCUUCUUCGAUUUGUGCCAAUCACUCUCUAAUUCAUUUUAAAAUUGCACAUCAUUACUAUUUGCCAAAGGAGAGACUGUCUAAAAUGUUUGCUAAUGUUGAUAGUCAGUGUGACAGAUGUAAAACCGAGACAGCCACAUUGAUACAUAUGUUUUGGUCGUGUUCUGUAUUGAAACAUUUUGGAAGUCUAUUUUCUCGACAAUUUCUAAAGUUUUAAAAAUUAAUUUACAACCUAGUAAAUUGACAGUUUUAUUUGGUAUAAUCCCUCAAUAUAUUCAUGAUAUUUCUCCAUUUGACCAACAUGUAAUUGCAUUUGUUACAUUAUUGGCCAGAAGGGCUAUUCUGUUGAAAUGGAAAGAUGUUUCUGCUCCUACUUUGAUACAAUGGUUUUCUCAGUUGAUGCUAUGUCUUAGUUUGGAGAAAAUCAGAAGUUGAACUUUUGAUCCUCGAUUUGAUUUUGAGAAAAGGUGGGGUUUAUUUGUCCGCUACUAUCAUCUGAUUUGAUAUAAUUAAUAUGGUUUCCUUCCGAUUUUUCCUUAAAUGGAUUUGAGUUGGCGGAUUGAAGUUUUUUUUACGGAAGCUUGUAUGAUGUAUAGUUCCAGGGUUGUGCUCCCAAUGGGUUUUUAUUUUUCAGUUAGUAGGGUUUUUUUUUUCCUUUUUCUUUCAAAAAAAAUCCUUAACACUUUGCUUUUUAUUAUUAUUGAUAUAUUGCUUAGCUUUGUUAAUCAGUUAUUUGCUAAUUUAAUUCUUUAUUGUACAUAAUGACAUAUUGACAAUGUAUCUUUUUUGUUAAUCUUCAAUAAUAAUUAAUAAAAAGAUUUUAAA
Molecule: messenger RNA, 3661 nt
Organism: Hypanus sabinus (Atlantic stingray)
Lineage: Eukaryota; Metazoa; Chordata; Chondrichthyes; Myliobatiformes; Dasyatidae
Product: carboxypeptidase M-like
Exons: 8
Coding region: 207-1532 (441 amino acids)
Biological process (GO): proteolysis
Cellular component (GO): cell surface
Molecular function (GO): metallocarboxypeptidase activity; zinc ion binding
Source: RefSeq, a predicted model, not a curated record